GGAGGCGGCGAGGAGGAGGGGCCGCGCACGGCGGCCCGAGGCGGCGGCGGGGACGCGGGGACGCGGCUUUGUGCUGGCGGGUCGCGGGGCGCCCAUGGCGGAGUGCGGCCGGGGGGGCGCCGCCGGCGGGGCCCUGCCCACCUCCCCGGGUCCGGCCCUCGGCACCAAGGGCGCCCUGAAAGCCGGAGCCGGGGAAGGCGGCGGCGGGGGAGGUCGCCUCGGCCAUGGACUGGCGCGCUGUGACAGCGGCGGGGUUUCCAACGGAGACUGCAGCCUCGGCGUGUCCGGGGAUGAAGCUCGGGCCAGCCCCGCCAGGGGACCGCACGGCGGGGCGCUCGCCCCGACCCCCGCCGCCUGCCCCCUUCCCCGGGAAAACAAACCGGGCGGCCUGCCCCGCCGGAGCAGCAUCAUCAAGGAUGGCACAAAACAGAAAAGAGAACGGAAAAAGACCGUCUCAUUCAGCAGCAUGCCAACAGAGAAGAAGAUCAGCAGUGCGAGUGAUUGUAUCAACUCAAUGGUUGAGGGUUCGGAGCUCAAAAAGGUUCGCUCCAACUCUAGAAUUUACCAUAGGUAUUUUUUAUUGGAUGCCGACAUGCAGAGCCUGAGGUGGGAACCAUCAAAGAAGGAUUCUGAGAAAGCCAAGAUUGAUAUUAAAUCCAUCAAGGAAGUGAGAACAGGAAAGAACACAGACAUAUUCCGCAGCAAUGGCAUUUCUGACCAGAUAUCUGAAGAUUGUGCGUUUUCUGUCAUAUAUGGCGAGAAUUACGAGUCACUUGAUUUGGUUGCCAACUCUGCAGAUGUUGCGAACAUCUGGGUUACGGGACUGCGGUACCUAAUUUCUUAUGGAAAACAUACACUUGAUAUGUUAGAAAGUAGCCAAGACAACAUGAGGACUUCCUGGGUUUCACAAAUGUUUAGUGAAAUUGAUGUAGAUAACCUUGGACACAUAACUCUGUGUAAUGCGGUGCAGUGUAUCAGAAACCUCAAUCCUGGCUUAAAAACCAGCAAAAUUGAGCUUAAGUUCAAAGAAUUGCACAAAUCCAAGGACACAGCUGGUACUGAAGUUACAAGGGAAGAAUUUGUUGAGGUUUUCCAUGAGCUUUGUACUAGACCCGAAAUCUAUUUCCUUUUAGUUCAGUUUUCAAGCAAUAAAGAAUUCCUUGAUACCAAGGACCUUAUGAUGUUUCUUGAGGCAGAGCAGGGUGUGGCACACAUAAAUGAGGAAAUAAGCCUUGAAAUUAUUCACAAAUAUGAGCCAUCCAAAGAGGGCCAGGAAAAGGGCUGGCUCUCCAUAGACGGGUUCACUAACUACCUUAUGUCACCCGACUGUUAUAUAUUUGACCCGGAACAUAAGAAGGUCUGCCAGGAUAUGAAGCAACCUUUGUCUCAUUAUUUUAUAAACUCAUCUCAUAAUACAUACCUAAUAGAGGAUCAGUUCCGAGGCCCCUCUGAUAUCACAGGGUACAUUCGAGCUCUUAAAAUGGGUUGCCGGAGUGUUGAAUUAGAUGUAUGGGAUGGGCCAGACAACGAGCCUGUCAUCUACACGGGCCACACCAUGACCUCUCAGAUAGUCUUCCGCAGUGUCAUUGACAUUAUUAACAAGUAUGCAUUCUUCGCUUCAGAGUACCCGCUCAUCUUGUGUUUAGAAAACCACUGUUCCAUUAAGCAGCAGAAGGUGAUGGUCCAGCACAUGAAGAAAAUUUUAGGAGACAAGCUCUAUACAACAUCCCCCAAUGUGGAGGAAACAUACCUACCAUCCCCAGAUGUCCUGAAAGGGAAGAUAUUAAUAAAAGCAAAGAAGCUGUCCUCAAGCUGCUCUGGAAUGGAAGGAGACGUGACUGAUGAAGACGAAGGAGCAGAAAUGUCUCAGAGGAUGGGAAAAGAGAACGCAGAGCAACCCAACAGUGUGCCUGCAAAGCGGUUUCAGCUCUGCAAAGAACUGUCCGAGCUGGUGAGCAUCUGUAAGUCAGUCCAGUUCAAAGAAUUCCAGGUGUCCUUUCAGGUUCAGAAGUACUGGGAGGUCUGUUCCUUUAACGAAGUGCUCGCCAGCAAGUACGCCAACGAGAAUCCAGGGGACUUUGUGAACUACAACAAGCGUUUUCUCGCGCGGGUUUUUCCCAGCCCCAUGAGGAUUGACUCUAGCAACAUGAACCCUCAAGAUUUUUGGAAAUGUGGCUGUCAAAUCGUAGCCAUGAACUUUCAGACCCCGGGACUGAUGAUGGAUCUGAACAUCGGCUGGUUUAGUCAGAAUGGGAACUGUGGCUAUGUCCUUCGGCCAGCCAUCAUGAGGGAGGAAGUCUCCUUCUUCAGCGCCAACACAAAAGACUCUGUCCCAGGAGUCUCACCUCAGCUUCUUCACAUCAAAAUCAUCAGCGGGCAGAACUUUCCCAAACCCAAGGGGUCAGGUGCCAAAGGUGAUGUGGUGGAUCCUUAUGUCUAUGUGGAAAUUCAUGGAAUCCCUGCCGACUGUGCAGAACAAAGGACAAAAACAGUGCACCAGAAUGGAGACACUCCCAUUUUCGAUGAAAGCUUUGAAUUUCAAAUCAACCUCCCGGAACUGGCCAUGGUGCGCUUUGUGGUACUAGAUGAUGACUACAUCGGGGAUGAGUUUAUUGGCCAGUACACGAUUCCCUUUGAAUGUUUACAGACGGGCUACCGCCACGUCCCCCUGCAGUCACUGACUGGAGAGGUCCUAGCACACGCCUCUUUGUUUGUCCACGUGGCCAUUACUAACCGAAGAGGAGGAGGGAAACCUCAUAAAAGGGGCCUUUCUGUGAGGAAAGGGAAGAAAUCCAGGGAAUAUGCAUCUUUGAGAACACUGUGGAUUAAAACUGUAGACGAGGUAUUCAAGAAUGCCCAGCCCCCUAUACGGGAUGCCACAGAUCUGAGAGAGAACAUGCAGAAUGCAGUGGUGUCCUUCAAGGAGCUGUGUGGCCUCUCCUCCGUGGCCAAUCUCAUGCAGUGCAUGGUGGCCGUGUCUCCCCGCUUUCUGGGGCCGGAUAACACACCCCUGGUGGUCCUGAAUCUCAACGAGCAGUACCCCACAAUGGAGUUGCAGGGGAUUGUGCCUGAGGUUCUGAAGAAGAUAGUAACAACUUAUGACACAAUGAUGCAGUCCCUCAAGGCAUUGCUUGAAAAUGCAGAUGCUGUGUAUGAAAAGAUUGUGCACUGUCAGAAGGCAGCCAUGGAAUUCCAUGAACACCUGCACAGCAUAGGCACCAGGGAAGGUCUGAAGGAGCGAAAACUCCAAAAAGCUGUGGAGAGCUUCACCUGGAAUAUCACCAUCUUAAAGGGACAAGCGGAUCUUUUAAAAUACGCUAAGAACGAGACUUUGGAGAACUUGAAACAAAUCCAUUUUGCUGCUGUUUCAUGUGGACUGAAUAAACCAGGGACAGAAAAUGCCGACGUGCAGAAGCCACGACGGAGUCUGGAAGUCAUACCUGAAAAAGCCAGCGAUGAGCCUGGAGAGUGAGGGCACUUCCUCGUCGUCAUCUUGGAGGUUAUAGCUCUGGACCAACCACUGUCAGGUGGAGCAGUCGCUUUGCACUCACUGAUGAAAAUAAUAUUUGGGAUUUUAAAGCACAACUGGAAUAGCUAAUUGCAGUCUCUUAAAACUGUGAAUGUAUGUAGCAAUCCGGCGUGUGAAGGCAAAUAAACUCUUUAAUAAGAAAUGAUAUUCCUGGCCAAAGUAUGCUAUAUUUGUAUACAAAGACCAUCACUCCGUUCCAGUGUGAACCACCGACUAUUCACUCUAGUUCCAUUGAGAAAGAGAACACUUUCUUAAGAUGGAAAUGGAUUGUAUUGUCAAAUUAGUAUUUAUUGGAGAAAAAUGUAAUCUACGCAUUUUACAUGUGUGAUUACCAGAGUCUCUGGGUUAUAGAUGAUUUUGGUGGAAUGCCUGCUGAGCCAUAAUUACUAAGGAGAAUGUAAGUGGACAGAUCCCCUGAAUCCCCAGGGACCUUGGAGCACCAUCCAAUACAAGGAGAACGUGCAAUUGGACUGAAGCUCCCCAGCUGGAGACAUGUGCUGGGUAUAAUAUAUAUGAUGUAAAAGCAACCAAUCUUGAAGCAACACAUUGUAAAUAGUUUUUCAUUGUAUGAAGUAGUGGUCACAUUAAAAAGGAUGUUUUAUGAUAUUUCUCCAAUAGCAGUACAUGCAUUUAAUGAAAUUUUAACUUUUAAAAAUUGUAUUUCAAAUAUUCUGCUCUUAAGAGUAAGCCAUUACUUGGUAAAAAGCUUUGUCAAAAAUGGGUUGCUUGUCUGGCUUGACACUGGCUUAUAUU
This is a messenger RNA of Myotis myotis, 4282 nucleotides long. It is a transcript of the gene PLCL2, whose product is annotated as phospholipase C like 2. Lineage: Eukaryota; Metazoa; Chordata; Mammalia; Chiroptera; Vespertilionidae. The transcript is spliced from 6 exons. The coding region runs from base 95 to 3472 and encodes 1125 amino acids. Gene Ontology annotation, molecular function: phosphatidylinositol-4,5-bisphosphate phospholipase C activity; GABA receptor binding; inositol 1,4,5 trisphosphate binding. Gene Ontology annotation, biological process: intracellular signal transduction; lipid metabolic process; regulation of synaptic transmission, GABAergic. The record is from RefSeq and is a predicted model, not a curated record.